AUGGAGAGCGACUGUCUAGCGAACUACCGGUCGGACAAGGCUGAACGGAUCACGUGGUACUGGUUUUGUAACCGUAAGGUGCAUCGACUUGCAAAGCCUCUUCUAAGGAAGGGAGCAAUCCAGCUUUCACUGCAUGCCGACCUGUGCCGAGGGGGGCUCUCAAACAGCUGCAAAUGGGCAGAACUCGUAAAAAAUGGCGUUAAGUCUGAAGACGUCAUUGAAGCUCUGCAAAAUAAAUAUCCAAACUAUUACAACCAGUUCAAAGAAAACCAAACAACGUCGUUAGAAUGCUCUUGUCAAGAGCCUAAGGAGAAGGAGCGGGAGGCUGUGAAUGAUUCCGAUGUUGUGGACUAUCCCUAUGUUAGGGAUGAUGCCAGUUAUUCGCCAUCAGAAGAUCCAUCAACAAUAGGCUCUGAAGUUGAUAUGCGGGAUGUUGGUGCAUAUAUAGAAACUCUCAAGAGUGGAUACGUCAAACAAAAUGAAUACCCAGUGAAGCCAGGUAGUGGCCGUGGGAUAUGUCUCAUCCUCAACAACAAGAACUUCUCCACCCAAGGUUCGAGAGCAAGGUCAGGGUCAGAGAUUGACGUGGAAAAACUGCAUACUACAUUUAACAAGCUGGGAUUUAUAGUGAUGAUAGAAACAGAUUUAACUUCCGAUCACAUAAGAGCUCGAAUUCGUGAUUUUUCCAAAGACACCGAUUUCUCAGGACAUGAUGCCUUCAUUUGCUGCUUGCUGACUCACGGGAACAACGACAUGCUAUACGGCACCGAUGGGGUUUCUAUUCCUUUAUCUGAGAUUACUUCUGAGUUUACAUCCAGAGAAUGCCCAUCACUCUGCAGGCAAACCUAAGAUAUUCUUUGUCAAGCCGACAGGGGAAAGACUCGUAUGCAGGGUUUCAAACUGCCCACGGAGAUGGCUGAGGCUGGAGAAGGCGUUCAGGUCGUCGCAGACAGGGCCGACUUCCUCAUCGGUUAUUGCACACCUCAUGGGUAUGCAAGCUACAGGAGCAGGUCAACGGGUAGUUGGUAUAUCAAGACCCUGUGUGAAGUGCUAGUCGGGAAUUCGGACAGUCACGAUCUUCUGACAAAUCUGGUGGAAGUGAACUCCAGAGUUGCUAGGUCAGUUGGGCAUCACGGUGAGAAGCAGGUCCCAGCUCCGAUGUUUACUUUAACGAAAUCUCUGCAUCUCACCAUUGACCCAUCGGCUGUUUAAAAGCAUGAAAAAUGUUUGAUUGGGUCAUAAAAGACGUAGCUGUGACAGCAGACUUCACAGAAGAAACAGUAUUUCAUCGACUGUACAGGCAUUACUCUAUACUUUGCUGUCCAAGAUACGAGUUUUGAUUGUUAAUUCUAUGAAAGGACCCGGGUCGCGAUCCGUUCGCAGCGCAACGACAUUCGAAGGCCAAUAUAAACUAUAGAGUUACGACAUGUCGUAACGUUACGGAUGCUUUAGGUAUAGGGACGCUGAUUAAUACGACCAGGAGUGGACUGUACUCCCAAAGAAAUCGAAGCUGUGAUUAGCAAACCAGUGGUUGAUAUUGUGAACGAUUCAUUUCGUCCUGGUACGACGACACGAAGGAUUACUUUAGUGUCACCCUUAUAUGUACGUUUGUGUAUAUUACUGUUCUCUUGUGUGUUGAUACAGUUUGAUCUAUGGUUUCAGUCCACCACGUUGCAUCAAACAGUUCGUGAUUUGUCAAACCCCACAUUUUGCUAGGAAACUUUCAUAGUUUGAUGAACGUCUGCGUCUGGUUGUUGAGCAGAGGACACAUACAAAAUAACAUCCCCCACACACUGUUCAACAUUGUUUUUACGAUUUCACAUCUGUUCAAGGAAAGGUGGUUAUAAGGACAAACAGGGGCGGUGGGGUAGCCUAGUGGUUAAAGCGUUCACUCGUCACGCCGAAGACCCUGGUUCGAUUCCCCCCAUGGGUACAAUGUGUGAAGCCCAUUUCUGGUGUCCCCUGCCGUGAUAGUGCUGGAACAUUGCUACGUAAAAGCGGCGUAUAGCUAAACUCACUCACUAUAAGGACAAACAAAUGCCUAAUGUCCAUAUGAACAUACGUGUGAAUGUCAGAAUAUUAAUAUGAUUGCAAGAACAUAUAAAGAAUACUAAUAUAUCACAAUAUAUGUUUUAAGAAAAUAAACUUUACUGGUUGUUUUAAACA
Haliotis rubra (blacklip abalone) is the source of this 2166-nucleotide messenger RNA. Its product is annotated as caspase-3-like. Gene Ontology annotation, biological process: proteolysis. Gene Ontology annotation, molecular function: cysteine-type endopeptidase activity. The record is from RefSeq and is a predicted model, not a curated record. Lineage: Eukaryota; Metazoa; Mollusca; Gastropoda; Lepetellida; Haliotidae.